Molecule: messenger RNA, 4722 nt
Organism: Haliotis rubra (blacklip abalone)
Lineage: Eukaryota; Metazoa; Mollusca; Gastropoda; Lepetellida; Haliotidae
Product: parathyroid hormone/parathyroid hormone-related peptide receptor-like
Exons: 13
Coding region: 23-1588 (521 amino acids)
Biological process (GO): cell surface receptor signaling pathway; adenylate cyclase-modulating G protein-coupled receptor signaling pathway
Cellular component (GO): plasma membrane
Molecular function (GO): peptide hormone binding; G protein-coupled peptide receptor activity
Source: RefSeq, a predicted model, not a curated record
CAGGUGCUCGUGGGACAUAUGGAUGAAUAACAGCAACUCACUGAUGGAGGUGCUAGAGCUCCUCUACCGAGGGGAACAGAACCGAGUAAUUAUCGGUCCUGAAGAACAACACCGUCAAAUCACGCUCGCCCAUGUCAAAUGCCUUCAACAGACGCUGUACGAGAAGUCCACGCUCACAGGUCCUCAUUGCAACCGGACCUGGGAUGACCUGAUGUGUUGGCCUCCUACCAGAGCAGGGGAAGUCGUAGAACAGCCAUGUGCAAAAUAUGUACACGGAUUUAACUUACAAGGACGUGCCACCCGGACGUGUACAGACAACGGGGAGUGGUUCGUUAACCCCAUCUACAAUGAGACGUGGACAAAUUACACGGAUUGCUAUGCCGACAAGUCUGUCAAAGCAGACCCGACGUUUGCGGAACACUUGGCACGGAUCCGCAUAAUGUUCAAUAUUGGAUACGGUCUGUCACUGGCAUCACUCACCUUCGCGGUCUUUGUCGUGGUAUAUUUCAGACGUCUACAUUGUCCCAGAAACAUCGUCCACCUGAACCUGUUCCUGUCAUUCAUGUUUCGAGCGACGCUCUCCAUCCUGAGGGACAACUUAUUUCUCAGAGGGUUGGGUCUUCCCAGCGACGUCAUCGCCAACAACCACGGCGUCCUUGAGUUCAUCCCGGAGGGAACGCACUGGCAGUGCAAGCUGCUGUUGACCUGUUUCCACUACAUGUUGGCUGCCAACUAUAUGUGGAUAUUUGUGGAGGGGCUGUACCUCCACACACUCAUCAUCGUCGCCGUCUUCUCCGAGCGGAACACCGUGCGCUGGUAUAUACUCCUGGGAUGGGGAGGGCCGUUGGUUUUCGUCAUUCCGUGGGUUGCCGUCCGGGCCAGUCUUGAAAAUAAGUUUUGUUGGAACACUAACCCCACCCCUGGAUACUUCUGGAUCAUGAAGGGUCCCAUAGUCGCUAUACUAGUGGGCUGCUUUGUUUUUUUCGUGAACGUGGUGCGGGUUUUGUUUACCAAGCUACAAGUAACAAGGAACAGUACACCCCGGGCGAGAAAAUAUCGAUAUAGGAGGUUGGCCAAAUCCACCCUGGUGCUGAUACCACUCUUCGGCGUCCAUUACAUCAUAUUCGUAUUCGUUCCCGACGGAGCGUACAUCAACCCCACGACGGAGUUAGUAAGACUAUACUACGAGCUUUUCUUCAAUUCAUUCCAGGGUUUUUUCGUUGCCUGCCUCUUCUGUUUCUGCAACGGCGAGGUACAAUCUGAACUUAGAAAGAUGUGGAUAAGGCACAAAUUAAGAACCAACUCCAGGAAAUUUCAAAGGAUAUACUGGCACGCAUCUUCAUCCAGUGCGCGACAUAAAAACAACGGUAACUGUGACCCGAAAAACAAAAACAAAAGCAAAAACAAACCGAAACACAAAGACAAGGAAGUGUUAAGUAAACACGACUCUGAGCCGAGUUCCUGUGAGAGAAAACGAUUCCAUUGUUUCUAUGAGAACGGCAAGUGUUAUCGAGCAGCAACGCUGCACAGUAUUCCUAGAGACGUUGGUCCCGUCGCCGUCGUUACAAAAACUAACAGUUUCGUUUGACAAAGAAGAAUUGGUUCAUAUACGAAUCAAGAUGGAUGGUUAGAGAUGUGUGAUCUGACAUGUCCACGUUGGAGAAGAAGCACAGUGUGAUAAGUUUGCCUUGACGCAUCCCAAUUUACAAGGAACACCUGUUACAGAACACAAUAUUCUGACAAGAACUCUUGCAGAUGAAUUCUACCAUUCGAUUCUUAUUCAUCAAAUGUUCCCGUGUGUUCUUCGCUGCUGAUAUAUAGUUAGUUCCUUUAUCACUUAAUGCUAAAUUAUAUUUAAAUAUAAACAAUUAAUUUAAUGUUUUCAUUUUCAUGUUUUACUAUAUGUUUCAUUUUCAAAUUUGUUUUCUACAUUUUUAGUAAUUCUCUUCCCCCUAUUAAUUGUAUUGUUUCAUUCCUUGUACGAUUUUGUUUGGGGGGAAGACUGUCCUUGUUUUCAGAUUUGAAAAGGACUCUGGUGUUGCAACGUGUAUCAAACAAAGAUGAUUUAAUGUAUGGAUGUUCAAUUGGUACCUUGUUGAUCUUGAAUAGUUCACGGUCGUGAUCGUUCAGACACAAUCUAUGAAUCCAUCUGGUGGAUAGAUGAUGUAGGUGUCACGUAUGUUGUACAUGAUCCUGUUUGUAGUAUACAAGACAACCCCUUUCUGCAUCCUGAUCAAAGCUGAGCCGACAGUACGAUUAUAUCAUGAGCAUGUGUUCAGGAAUCAUUAUAAAAUAGUGUUCGUGAGGACGUUGAUCGCAUACUGUCCUAUCGAUGUCAUCUAUCACAAAAACACAUGCAAAGGGAAGACAAUUGUUCAACUGAAACACGGAGUCAUAUAUAUGGGGCAAUUAAAAAAGGUAAUGCCAUCGGACAUCAGUUUUAUCACGGAUGGGGCACAUUUUGAAAGUCCUUCACACUUGUUUCCAUAAAAUAUUGUGAAUGCUUUAAAGAAGACAGCAAUGGUGUAACCUUGAUUACACAAUUUUAUAAGAAAAGCUCUACAACGCUCUGUCAAAUAUGUGAACACAGAUCACCCUCAAUCGUACCUCAAAGCUCUGCAAUGUCACCUCUAAAGCCUGGAGCGGCUGGGAUAUUUAUAUAAAGAGAAAAGGUUGUAUUUCUUGGAUUCCUAAUGAGACGUCACCUGGUUUAACAUUGUGUUAAAUCCACUAGGUCGAGACGUCGAGGAUGACGGCGGCAAACUGAAUACGUUAUCAAGAAACAAACCUUCACGUCUGUGGGAUACAAUUCUCAUUGGUCGUUGAACGUCAGCGGAUACACGCCUGUCGGUGCGAAAACGUCGUGUAUACAAAAGUGUGAAUUAUUGAAGUUGACUAUAGUGAAGCUGUUUAGUUAAGGUUACGAAUACUACGACAACUAUAGAAUAAGUCACUUUCAUCUGGGCACUAGUUGUAGCCAUUUAAAAUUGCACACGUAUAAUCCCGUAGGUGUAUGUGAAUUGUUGAGCGAGUGUGGUGUUGCCGAAUUCUGGGUACUUGUUUGUUAGGUGGUCUUGUGAAAAGGGCGAAUCUUUGUUGUAAUUCACCACAAUGCUGCUUGAAUGUAGAAAACAAAAUACUGAUUCAAAUAUACAAAAACUAUAUUUCAUGUGGCCUUAUGAAAAUUCCCUGGCAUAUCUUAGCGAAAACGAGUGAAAGGUCAAAUGCUUUGUUUCAUAGGCAAAUGUGAUUCACGGGUUAGGCUGCCUUAGCUUCUACCAAAGGUUGUCUAAUCUACUGCGUUCAAAUGAAUCGGAAUAUAAUCGAAGAAUAUUUGACCAAUUCGUUCGUUUCAAGUAAGAGUGAUGGGCUUUCAAGAGAAAUACAGCUGUGUUAAUAAUUAAUAAAACAAUCGUUAGUAUUAAAGAGCAAAUUAUUACAAACCUCAAUUAUGGAAAGAUGUUGGCUUCUUAUCCGGGGCAGCACAAUUUGGAGUUGCGUCCCUUGUGGAAGCCAGGAACCAAUGAUUAUGUGUACGAAUGCCAGUUGAACGCGAUCAUGUUUAUACGAUUGUCAGCAGCACGCCCCUGCUUCUCGGUUUCACCUCGGACUUUCCUGAAACGUUCAGCUGACACGCUGUGAUCUAACUGGAAUACUGUUGAAAGUAAAUUCGACGCCUGAAAACUAGAGUGUUCUUGGUCCUGAAACCUGUUUUCGGGAACAUCGAGCUUGAAGUUUAGAACAAAAAUAUUUUCAAAACUAUUCGAUGAAAUUCUGAGGAAUUGUGCACAUACAUGUGCUAUAUCAAAAAGACAUGGAAAAUAACCCAAAGUAUGUUAAAGCUCUUGAUAGAAAACACCUGGAUAUAGAACAGUCGGCCAAAUAGAGUUGUGAUUUUGGUCGGCACCAGAGUGUUCUAUGUAUCAACAAUGCAGCUGAAACAUUAUUGUACGAUUAUUGUAUUAUUAUUUAUCGCGUACCAGGUUGUACUUUUGUUGUUCUAACUGGUUUUAAUUUCAUAACUUACAAAUCACAUGAAAUAAAUCAUAGAUAAGGGCAAUGUUCCAAUGUUCCAUUUGUAUCUCUAUAAUGAUGAUAAUAAUCUCCAGAUUGUUCCAUCUCUAUGUUCAGUGAUCAAACUGAAUUUGCUGAUUGGUCCAAUAACCACUUAUAAUACUUUGAAACGAUUUGUGUUAUUUUAUGGAGAUAAAACAAUGUAAAACCCCUUUCUAGGCUAUACAUCACGAUGAAAUUUUGCAUGGAGAUAGAAUAUGCAGUAAAACAUACCCUGAGCUUCUAAAGUCAGUUUUCACCAAAAGUGGGCAUAGAACAAUCUGGUUUCCAGGCGACGAACUGUUUCCGUCUCACACACGUCUGUGUAUAUGUAUGACCAGCCUUAACCAUCCACGAGGACGUUGCUCCAGAAUGCAUUAUGCUUCUCACGAAUGCUAUCAAAUGGGCAAGGCUGUAAAAUUAGUUUCAAACUUCACGUACAAGAAAUGACUGUUGUGUAUGAAUAGUUCUUGGAUUCUCUGAAACUGGCGUAUAGUCCCACACGCCAGAUAUUAAGCUACACUUACAGAGAUCCAUCAAUGUUUUAUGUGAAGCGACAUCCAGAGGAACGACAAUAUUUCCGUGAUAUUUUACGAGGGCAUGUCGGUAUUCUGUGCUGUCUUUUGUCAAUUCAAUGUAUGAAAUGAAUAAAUCUAUUCUCUUAACAUU